AUGGGCGGCAAGCGACCGGGGGUGUACGGAACUAUGGGACACCCUGCAUCGAUCACAAUAGCUUUAUGGACUCCACCUAACAGGCAGAUUCGGAGAAAAAGUGAGAGUUGGGAGUAUUUUGCGAAGAGGGAGCUUCGAUUACGACGACCCCCGCUAGACCUCUUUGUGGAAGGACUCGAGGAGGAGUUACUCUUCUAUUUUAUCUUCAUCGAGUUCGAUGGCUCCACCGUCAGCUUGAAGAUCAUCCAUCCAUCCCAAUCCUCUCUUUUAUUCUGGACUCUGAGUCUGGAGGAGUCACGGAAUUCUGACUGGCUGACCAAAACCUGCAGCCGCAGCAGCAACAACAACAUCAACAAGAAUGGACAAGAACAACAGAUGGAGUUCGAGGAAAACGCCGAACCGAUUUGUUCAUCAUCCAUGGUCAACUCUCCUCCGAACCCGUCCUCGCCAGUGACUCGAUCGACUCGAUCGUCUCACGACUAG
Aspergillus ochraceoroseus IBT 24754 is the source of this 483-nucleotide messenger RNA. RefSeq lists its product as uncharacterized. The transcript has 4 exons. Bases 1 to 483 code for a protein of 160 amino acids. NCBI's taxonomy places the organism in Eukaryota, Fungi, Ascomycota, Eurotiomycetes, Eurotiales, Aspergillaceae. The record is from RefSeq and is a predicted model, not a curated record.